Balaenoptera ricei (Rice's whale) is the source of this 1881-nucleotide messenger RNA. RefSeq names its product ST6 N-acetylgalactosaminide alpha-2,6-sialyltransferase 5 (gene ST6GALNAC5). Gene Ontology annotation, biological process: ganglioside biosynthetic process; oligosaccharide metabolic process. Bases 245 to 1294 code for a protein of 349 amino acids. The transcript is spliced from 6 exons. The record is from RefSeq and is a predicted model, not a curated record. NCBI's taxonomy places the organism in Eukaryota, Metazoa, Chordata, Mammalia, Artiodactyla, Balaenopteridae. Gene Ontology annotation, molecular function: alpha-N-acetylgalactosaminide alpha-2,6-sialyltransferase activity.
GCAGGCGGCAGUUGUGUAGAUCGCUGAGAGACUACGAGGGUCCGGUUCAGCUUCAAUUCUGUCUCUAAUCUCUGCAACAGCGGCUCUUCCUGGGUCCCGCGGCUUUCCUGCUCACUCAGCUGCGGCAGGAGGCCCGGCGAAAAUCAGAGCCGCUUCCGCCCCAUCACCCACGAUGGAAACCCUCCAAGAAAAAGUAGCCCCGGACGCGUGUGCCUGAGGAUUCCGCACAAAAGAGGUGCCCAAAAUGAAGACCCUGGUGCGCCAUGGUCUGGCAGUGUGUUUAGCGCUCACCACCAUGUGCACCAGCUUGUUGCUCGUGUACAGCAGCCUAGGCGGCCAGAAGGAGCGGCCCCCGCAGCAGCAGCAGGCAGCGGCGACCGGCAGCCCCCCGCCGCACCCCGAGGCCCCCGCGGGACCGCGGCCACUGGACGGAUACCUUGGCGUGGCGGACCACAAGAAGGUCGAGGCCCGGCUACCGUCGCUCCACGGCAGGAAUUAUCUUCGCUUUUCAACCUUUGUUACAGUGCACCGAGGCUGCAAGACCCCCCUGAAAAUGCACUGCAGGGACUGCGCCCUGGUGACGAGCUCGGGGCAUCUGCUGCGUAGCCUGCGAGGCCCCCGGAUUGACCAGACCGAGUGCGUCAUCCGCAUGAACGACGCCCCUACGCGCGGCUACGGGCACGACGUGGGCAAUCGCACCAGCCUGAGGGUCAUCGCGCAUUCCAGCCUCCAGCGAAUCCUCCGCAACCGCCACGACCUGCUCAACGUCAGCCAGGGCACCGUGUUCAUCUUCUGGGGCCCCAGCAGCUACAUGCGGCGCGACGGCAAGGGCCAGGUCUACAACAACCUGCGGCUCCUGAGCCAGGUGCUGCCCCGGCUGAAGGCCUUCAUGAUCACGCGCCACAAGAUGCUGCAGUUUGACGAGCUCUUCAAGCGCGAGACCGGCAAAGACAGGAAGAUCUCCAACACUUGGCUCAGCACUGGCUGGUUCACAAUGACCAUUGCCCUGGAGCUCUGUGACAGGAUCCAUGUUUAUGGCAUGGUGCCCCCAGACUUCUGCAGGGAUCCCAAUCACCCUUCAGUACCUUAUCACUAUUACGAACCUUUUGGACCUGAUGAAUGUACGAUGUACCUCUCCCACGAGCGAGGACGGAAGGGGAGUCAUCACCGCUUUAUCACAGAGAAACGAGUCUUUAAGAACUGGGCACGGACAUUCAAUAUUCACUUUUUUCAACCAGACUGGAAACCAGAAUCACUUGCUAUAAGUCAUCCCGAGAAUAAACCUGUGUUCUGAGGAAUGUGUGUGGCCAGAUGGAAAUCCCAAGAACCCACUGUAUCAGACGUCAGGCCACUGAGCUUCCUGAAACACCAGACAUGAAAGAGGAACAGAAUUAGUCACCGGGGUAGCUUCAGUCCUCAAGAAGUACCAUGUACAGGUGCCUCUGAGGCGUGACUACACAGCAGUGCAGUUGGUUUGUAAGGGAAAAUUCCAGAAUGAAUACAUCCUAAUGAGUGUCGUCCCUUUCAAAAGGGGUUACCAUAGGGGCCGAACUCUCAUUUAAAUGAUGUUGCCAUGGCUAAAAACAUUUUGGAUCUCUUUAAGUAUUGCCUUCGAAACUGAGACAUUAGGAACUCAACAUUAGUUGUAUUCCUUUGUAGAAAUACCACGUCAAAAGUCAUUUUUCUAUCAACUUGUAUCCUAACCUGAACCUUUGUCAUUUGUUGGACUCUGUAUGUGUGAUUUGUAAAAAGCAGCCUGAAAGUAUGGACAUGAUUUCUGAAGAGUACAUCUUCACUGACUUUCAUAAGCAAAUGCCCAAUAUUUAUUUAUUGAGAGUUUUUUUAGUGUGUUCUCGGCCAGUAUUUUUAUAGAUUCUGAUU